AGCACCACCUCAACCAUGGUCGCCAGAGUCGCUCUCCUCCUCGCCUUCGUCGCCGCCGUCAGCGGAAACCCCGCCGCGAGGAAGCCAUGGCACUGGAAGUCCCCGAAGCCCCUCGUCGACCCCAGGGUUCCUGCACCCGCCGGAACUGGACGCAUCGUGGGCGGCACCGAGGCUGUGCCUAACUCGUGGCCCCACCAGGUGGCUCUCUUCAUCGACGACAUGUAUUUCUGCGGCGGUUCCCUCAUCUCUAACGAAUGGGUCCUCACGGCCGCUCACUGCAUGGACGGCGCCGGUUUCGUCGAAGUGGUGAUGGGUGCUCACAACAUCCGCCACAAUGAGCCUAGCCAGGUCUCCAUGACUUCCACCGACUUCUUCACGCACGAGCACUGGAACUCCCAUUCGCUCACCAACGACCUUGCCCUCAUCAGACUGCCCAGCCCUGUUGAAUUCAACAAAUACAUUAGCGCCGUCAAGCUGCCUUCCUCUGACGUGGCUGUGGGAACCACCGUCACCCCUACAGGAUGGGGCCGCCCCUCUGACAGCUCCAACGGCAUCUCCGACGUCCUUCGUCAGGUGGACGUCCCCAUCAUGGACACCGCCGACUGCAGCGCCGUCUACGGCCACCUUGGAGACGGUGUCGUCUGCAUCGACGCCGCAGGCGGAAAGGGAACCUGCAACGGUGAUUCUGGCGGCCCCCUCAACCUGAACGGCGUGACCUACGGCAUCACCUCCUUCGGUUCCUCCGCCUGAUAUGAGUAUUAGAAAUAUCGCAUUAGUACAUUACACUUAGUCCUAAUUAUAAAGAUUAAGCAUCAGAAAUUUGAUAUGAUGACCAAACUCGUAUGCAAAUUCCAAGACUCUAAAAUUGCUACAGGAAAAGAAGAGGUGUGUGAACGGGAAACAAGCAGCAUCUAUUUUAACAAUAAAGAUUUGGUAGGUGCAUCCAGAUAAUAACUAAUCUUUUACCCUUAGUAGCAGUGCCCUUAUCAAUAUUAAUCUUAAUAAUCAAUAUUAUCAAUGUCAUUAGUAA
Molecule: messenger RNA, 1030 nt
Organism: Penaeus monodon (black tiger shrimp)
Lineage: Eukaryota; Metazoa; Arthropoda; Malacostraca; Decapoda; Penaeidae
Product: chymotrypsin BII-like
Biological process (GO): proteolysis
Molecular function (GO): serine-type endopeptidase activity
Source: RefSeq, a predicted model, not a curated record